CUGAGAGCUAGCAAAGCAAAACCGAACCGAACUGAACCAAAUUAGCCCUACAUCGUCACGUCACCCUUAUCAAAGAUUUAAACUACCUAGAUUUUAACCACCACCUUCAAAAACUCCACAUACAACCACGCAAUGCCGCGAGGUCGGACCUUCGCUACCAUAAUACUCACCAUCUCUCUCCUGAUCCUCGCGGUCUCGGCCAACUUGAGAGAUCACAUUCUUCAUGUCAACCAUGUUGACGCAACAAACGCCAAUGCUAAUCCCAAUGAUAAAUCACAGGAAAUAGCCAAUGCCGCCGACCACAUUGGCAAGGCAGUCAAGGGCAUUGCCAACACCGCGAAUAGCCUUCUCAAUAACCUGGCCACCGCGUUGAAACCAAACACGGACAACUUCACCGAGUACCCUCGACCGGCGCUGGUCCAAGAGUUCCUCAUGGCCCAUAACGAGAUCCGAAGGGAGGAGAAGAUGAAGCCGUUGGUGUGGAACGACACGAUGGCCCAGUUGGCGGAGGACUGGGCCAUGAAGCAGGAUCAUCACGACUGUCAAAUGCAGCAUUCAUCGUAUCAAGGUAUGGGGGAGAACUUGUUCUGGGCUUACAAAGCGCAUUGGCUGCCGAGGGAGGCAGUGCAUGACUGGGGACAUGAGAAGGUGUACUACAACAAAGAAAAGCGCGAGUGCGAGCCAGAUAAACCAUGCGCACAUUACACGCAGAUUGUAUGGAAAGACACUGAACAAGUAGGAUGCGCCCGACACAAAUGCUCCAAUGGAAAUUUGCUAGUUGUUUGUGAAUAUUAUCCUCCUGGAAAUUGGGUCGGCAUGGAUCCCUUUAACCCAAUCCCUUUAUCUCAAUUAGCUCAUCAUAACCUGUCGACGACUGCGCCAUCACCACCAGCAUCGUCGCUUUCUCGGCCGCCACCACCAUCAUCGCCUAAUGGUGAGGCUUCAAAUUCAGGUGGCAAACAUUUGAUGAAACGAAAGGGUAAUAAGGGUGGGGGUCAUCAUGUACCCCGUGGACAAAAUGGACAAGGUCAAGGUCAAAAGGGUAAUCAAGCCCCAACUAAUCACGGACAAGGUCAAAAGGGUAAUCAAGCCCCAAAUAAUCAGAGACACGGUCAAGGGUCUCAUGGUGGCGGUGGCGGUCACCAUCGUCAACACUAGGGUUAGCCUAAACAUCUGACCGCCACCACCUCAACUCCGAUCAUCUCAACCUUCAUGUUCUAGCUGUUGGCGUGGCAUGCCUUUUCAUACGAGCAUCUAAGACGCUUAUUUUAUGGAGCCAUUUUGGCAUUCUUCUUUGGCCAUUUGUAGUCGAAGAUGAAUAUUUUGAAAUUGUAUCUAAAAUCGUAGGAGGAGUAGAGUGCAGGCUAAAGGAAGAGUGUUGAACUUACCUAUCCUACUUUAUUACAUCAAUGGUAUUAUUCCUUUUAUCAUUUUUGUUGGUAAGCGAUGUUGUUCUUUUACAACCACGCGUAAUAUCAUGUGUUUGUGGCCCAAAUAAUUAAAUAACAUGAUGGAUGUAUAUGUAUAUUUGUCACUUAAGGCUCUUUCACCGCACAUGAUUUAACUGAAAUUGAGAACUAUCAAAAUUUCAAGAUAUAUUGAUAGUAGAAGUGAAUGGUUGUUCAAGGGGAUUAGAAGACGAUUAGCUAUGAAGGAUAGUCAUCCCUUCUAAUCCUACCGUUUUAUGGAGGAC
This is a messenger RNA of Pyrus x bretschneideri (Chinese white pear), 1693 nucleotides long. RefSeq names its product peptidase inhibitor 16. The transcript is spliced from 2 exons. Lineage: Eukaryota; Viridiplantae; Streptophyta; Magnoliopsida; Rosales; Rosaceae. The coding region runs from base 133 to 1158 and encodes 341 amino acids. The record is from RefSeq and is a predicted model, not a curated record.